AUGUUGGAUCAAGUAGACGAUGCCUCAAGGCGCGAAAAAUGCUUUACCACGAUAUCUCAGUUACCGGCAUUUGUCGACCCAAAGCAGAUCCCCAAGAGGUCGCCCUUUUCUACAUUCCACAACCAUCCAUUUUUACAUUCGGUUGAACUCAUAAUACCAAAGGAGGUGUUGCCCCAGAUCAAACCAGCACUCGCCAAACUAGAGAAACCCCGAUAUGCACGGGUUUACAUGUCACCAUCAUCCCUACUGGAGCAUGAAUUUUUCAACACAUAUAUCAAAUCAGGAACUCUGCGAAUGGAGCUCGGGAAGGAAAUAUAUGAGCGAACAGGUCUCACGGGCAAAGUCAUCCGCAGUGGAGGCAGAAAGCAUGCCAAAGAAAGAUAUUUGGUGGAAUUGAACUUGCGGCUGCCUUCGAUGCUGCACGGCAAGAAAGGGUUUGACAGAAUAGUAUGGGCCUUUUCAAAUGUCCUGACUCAAUCACUGGCCUGGCUCUUCUGUGAUCUAGAAGAUCCCGCUGGUUUAGAAGAAGCUGGAAACAAGCCCAUUCAUCAGCUUCAACCCCAGCUGGCGACGUGUGAGGUUCAAGAAAUUGACCAUGAGCAAGUGGCCAUGCCUCGACUGUCCGGGGAUGCGGUGGAAGGCAUGUCAGAGGGUGAGGCACAAGAAUACUGCGGGGGGCUGGCGGAAUGGCUUGCUCUGGUCCAGAUGGACUCUCCCCGGGUCAAAGAAGAUGAUAUCGACCCAUACCUUAGUCGAUACGCCGUGCCAGAUGCCGAGGAAACCCGUGUCGAUCUGGUCAGUUUGAAGUGGCAUGGGUUUAUCUCGUGCCAUUGGGCCCUGAGAGUGUUUCUGCAGGCUAAACACAGUAACCCGGCGUGGUUCGCACUUGCCGCUUCCGCACUGGGGAAAGAAGCCGUGGAAGGAAGGGACGGGUUUACUGUUCUGGCGGAAGGAACGAAGGUCACCUGCUGGGAAGCAACGGGGGCUUCCAUUGUCACAUCUGUGUCUUCCAUCUUUUUCUGUUUCUCUCAUCUUCUUCCCUUGCAACUCCCUUUUCAUCUCGUUCUCCCAAUUCCCCUUGCAUUCCUGCUACUCAGCUUUUCUUCCUAUCUAGAGUUCAAGAUGGACGCUGAGGUCCCCCCUCGAGGCAAAAUUGCCGAGCUGACCCCGGAGGAAGAGGAGCACAUGGUCAAGUUGCUGACCCUUUAUCUGAACGAUGAAUGGGAUGGCGUUGGUCCUAUCUCAAACCUGUCGAUUGGUGUUGACGAAGUGAUCAAACCACUUGGGGGUGAUGUUAUCGUUGGUAAGUACCCCACAUCGCUUCAUGUCAUGUUGCUUGUCCUGACCCUCCCAGAUACGUACGGGACCAAGUCCCACCAGGAGCCCAACGUUCCUGACUCCGUCUUUAAUUCUUCAUCUUCCCUGAAGGAGACGGAGACUGAGAAUCAGAGAACCCCUGGUAUUAACUAUCGGUCUGCUACAUAUGAUCCCUCGGACCCCGUUCUUGGACCAGCCACUCUCAAUUUCCUGGAAUCAUACACCGACACAGUCUUCGUACCUCGACCAACGACUGCCGAAGAUUUUGCUGAACCAAAGACCGUCAGUCCGCUUGACACACUGGUCUCGCUUGACAACGUUGAUCUUGCGCCUCGUCCUCACUUCGAACCUGACAAUGACAUCUACCCAUCUAAAUAUGCCGAGAAUUGUCUAUGUUGCCCAAAUGAUGAACGAGCUGAUACCGGUAGCCUGGAUGCCCCAAUCAACCAAUCCUCCGUCUCGCCGCCCACUUCCAUCUCGAACAGUCAGGAAUCCUCUGCAACCUCUGCGGCUGCGGCUGAGGUUAGCAAGUCGAUUAAACCGCCCAAUGUCGCUGCCUCUGUCGUCGCUGUCGACAAUGCUGAUUCUGCGCCACCUGCACCCACUGGGCCCGAAGCUCUCAAAGUCUUCACCUACGAAAUUCCGAAAUCGCAGGCUCGAGAUGGAAAGCAGCCCCCUGAGAAGAACAAGAAACCAAAGCGUACACCCAAGAAGAAGGGAGGCGAUCAAGCUACACCAACGGAGAAGAGACCCCCAAAUUCUGCUCCAAAGUCGGCCCCAAAGUCUACCCCACGCAAAGCUCGCAGCAAGGCUCCAGAGCCAUCUGAUGCCACGUCGACCGACCAGCCACUGCCAACUACGCCUGCUUUUCGAAAGCUCGCGCCAGUCCCAGCAACGGAAGCAACCGACAACAUCCAGAACAACACGCAGGUGACGGGUGCUCCAGUUUCUGCUGCCCCAGCUCCCACUGAUACUUUUUUUCGAAUGACCGGGCCACCCGCACCCACUAGGAACCCCUACGAGACUCCUUGUCAGGUCCAGGAGCAAUGUGAAACCCCUGCUCAAUCGACCACUGUGACCCCCGGUCAGACCACGGUGCGUGCAGCUCUUCCGAUGCCUCAGACAGACUGGGCGGCUCCAAGAAAGCCAAAGGGCAACAUGCCACGGGCGCUGCCUCCUACUCCCAAGUCAAAGCCUCAGAAUGAUGUUCGCCCACAGGCCAAGUUCAGGGAUGUCGGAAUGAUACCAGGUGACUCAAAAAUCAAGAAGCUUCAGGAAAGCUACAUGGCAAAGCUAUCAUCAGCGUCAGUUGAAUCCAAGUCUCAGUCUGUUUCGAAGAACACACCAUUGGCAAAUUCAAAGGCCACGCUACAGGCUUCAACCCAGGCCCGCAAGGCAAAUACCAUGGCGCACCUCCUUGAUCAAAUCAACAAACAAACGGCGCAUCUUCAAUCGGAAGCUGACAGACUCCGUACAAACCGGCAGCUCAUUGCGAAUUCGAAUUACCCACCUGGCUCCCCAGAGCAUUUGAUCUUUGCACAGGAAUGGGAACUAUUGAAGGUAAACUGGGCAAAGAACGAGCGUCGAAAGGAGCAAAUCUUUAAGGCUCAACAGCAAAACUCGAUGCAGCAGCAGAUGAACCAGCAAGCAGUUACUCAGCCACAAGAAACUUCUCAAUUGCUGGCCACUCCUCAAUUGCAGAAAGCCUCUCUGCCACAGGGCACUCCACAGAGUCUGGCCGCCAAGUCGCAGAGCAGCCCUCAGAUGCAGCUCGCUCCCCAGAUGCAGGCUGCCCCCCAGAUGUAUGGCGCUCCCCAGAUGCAGGCUGCUCCCCAGAUGCAGGCUGCUCCCCAGAUGCAGGCUGCUCCCCAGAUGCAGGCUGCUCCCCAGAUGCAGGCUGCCCCCCAGAUGUAUGGCGCUUCCCAGAUGCAGCUCGCUCCCCAGAUGCAGCUCGCUCCCCAGAUGCAGCCCAUGAAUGGCGCUUUCCAGAUGCAGGGCGCUAUCGAACCCCAGGUACAGGCCCAUCAGUUGCAGGGCGUUUCCCAAUACCAAUCUCAGGCUAGUCCUCAGCUGCAGGCCACUCAGUUACAAGGCACUCCCCGACGACAGGCCACUCCUCUGCCUCAGAUCCCUCUCCAGCGCUCGGUCACUCCUCAGUACCAAGCUCAGGCUAUUCUCCAGCAACAGGGAUCCCCCCAGAUGCAUAGCACUCCCCUGCCUCAGAUGCCUCUCCAGCGCCCAGUCACUCCUCAGUUCCAGCGAGCUCCUCAAUAUCAGGUAGCCACUCAGCCACAGGGUACCCCUCGAUCUCAGGCUGCCAUUGAGCCACAAUACACUCCUCGGGCACAGGCCAUGACCCCACCACAGACUGCAAUCCGACCACAGGGCACUCCUUCUUUGCAAGGUGCCCAGCAGUCUCAGCGUCCUCCUCAGUACCAAGCUGCUCCCCAAUUGCAGGGCGCAGCCCAAUUCCAGGCGGUUGUAUCCAAAUACCUCCCAGUCCAGCAGUCCCAGACUGCUCUCCAAGCCCAACUUGGACACAACAAUGAUUACAUUGCCCGACCCGCCAGUCGCGCACCAUCUCUUGCAUCUUACUCGUCAGGUGCAUCCCUCAAGAGAGGAUUCUCUGCUAUGAACGUCACCGGGCCCGGCAACAACAUGGGUCACCCAAGCUCCAACGGCCAGUGGGCGGCUGGUGAUUGCGGCUCUGUCGGCAACAGUCCCUCUUUGAACGGACCUCAGGUCAAGCGUUCCAAGUUCCCGUUGAAAUAG
Molecule: messenger RNA, 4089 nt
Organism: Penicillium salamii
Lineage: Eukaryota; Fungi; Ascomycota; Eurotiomycetes; Eurotiales; Aspergillaceae
Source: the annotation of a GenBank genome assembly